AAGUCGAUCUCAUCGCUUCAUCUUCGUCUUCAUCUCCAUCUCCAUCUCCCCCCCCUCCUCCCACCUUCGAUCCCCCCUCCGCCGCCAGCAAUGGCCUCCAAAUUCUUCCCCGUCGUCCCGCGGGUCGGUCGUCAAUUGUUCCAGUCCGUCCCCAAGUCCCAAUGCAGACCCUUCUCGGCUGGUCCGCAACGAUUGAGCGACUCCCUUGCCGUGCACCGCAACAAGCCCACCAACAACCCGACCAUCCCCUUCCAGUUCUCCGAGCAGAACCUCAGACUCGCCGAUGAGAUCCUCAAGCGUUAUCCCCCCCAGUACAAGAAGGCUGCCGUCAUGCCUCUGCUGGAUCUCGGUCAGCGCCAGCACGGCUUCACCAGCAUCAGCGUCAUGAACGAGGUCGCCCGUCUCCUGGAGAUGCCCCCCAUGCGGGUCUACGAAGUCGCGACCUUUUACACCAUGUACAACCGGGAGCCGGUGGGCAAGUACUUUGUCCAGCUCUGCACGACGACGCCGUGCCAGCUGGGUGGCUGCGGUAGUGACAAGAUUGUCAAGGCUAUCACGGAGCACCUUGGCAUUACGCCCGGACACACCACUGAAGACGGUCUCUUCACUUUCGUCGAGGUCGAAUGUCUGGGUGCCUGUGUCAACGCUCCUAUGGUCCAGAUCAACGAUGACUACUACGAGGAUCUGACUCCCGAGUCGAUCAAGACCCUGCUUACCGCGCUGAAGGACUCCACGACUGCCACAGAGGCCGGCAAGCCCGUCCAGGUGCCUGCCCCCGGACCUCUGAGCGGCCGAGAGAGCUGUGAGAACAGCGGUGGACUCACGAACCUGCGGGAACCCGUGUGGGACCCCGAGACGAUGAUGCGAAAGGACGGUGCUUUGGAUCAGCAGCAAUAAAUUCCAGAUAAUUCAUAAUUCAAGCGAAGGGAGAUUUGUCUUUGACUUGAUGUCUUGUGAUUGUCUAGUUCUCAUUUUCUUUUUUUCCUAUCUCUAUUCUCCUGGUUGGUAGUAACGAACAGGGACCGCCAGGCGUCGAUUAUUGUACAGUACGUUGUUCCUCUUUUUUUUUUUGUUCCUCGGAGGAAGGCCAAAAUUCUCAGAUGAUGGUGGGCAGUCCUCUCGACCUGCCAUUGUUGAAGAGUUUGUUUAGCAGCAACCCAAUAAAUCCAUUUGCUUUCGAGUCUCACCGUGAUCUUCCAGCUUAACGCAUUCCUCAGUGAGAACUUCCACUUCUUCCACUUUCUUGGUCAUGUGCCCAGGGUCCAGCCCCAAGUAAAUAAACGUUCCUUCUCUUCUCACUUUUCCAACUCAAUUCUCACUUCUCAACCUUCAUCUCAUCUUCCCUCCUCCGCCUUCCUUACUCCAGAGAGUAAGAUUUACAUUGUUUGCCCCUUUCCCCUUCCCUCUUCUUUCUCAAUCCCCCCAAGAGUCACAUCGUACCCCUCUCACCCCUUCCCCAGGACGGAGGCCCGGCGGUACUGAAAGAUGGACACGUCCACGGUCCGUCUGGCCAGAAUGUGAUACACAUGGACGUGUUUCGUCUGUCCGUACCGCCGGGCCCGUCCCGUUGCCUGAAUCAUUGUCGACUCGUAGUUGUACUGAGUCUCUGCAAGCAUGGGUGAGAGGAAUACGAUGUGAUUCGCUUCUUGGAGGUUCCUAACAAAGAACAUCAGUCAUGCUUGCAGAGCAUAAUGGAUC
Molecule: messenger RNA, 1698 nt
Organism: Aspergillus melleus
Lineage: Eukaryota; Fungi; Ascomycota; Eurotiomycetes; Eurotiales; Aspergillaceae
Gene: NUO24
Product: complex I 24 kDa subunit family protein
Exons: 3
Coding region: 91-897 (268 amino acids)
Molecular function (GO): NADH dehydrogenase activity
Source: RefSeq, a predicted model, not a curated record